Molecule: messenger RNA, 10757 nt
Organism: Anguilla anguilla (European eel)
Lineage: Eukaryota; Metazoa; Chordata; Actinopteri; Anguilliformes; Anguillidae
Gene: iqsec3b
Product: IQ motif and Sec7 domain ArfGEF 3b
Biological process (GO): regulation of ARF protein signal transduction; actin cytoskeleton organization
Molecular function (GO): protein binding; guanyl-nucleotide exchange factor activity
Source: RefSeq, a predicted model, not a curated record
GGCUUGCAUCAGUACCAUUUCUAUCAUCUUCAGCGCGUACGCAACAGGAGAGGGACAGGGCAGCCCAGCGCCUUGGCGAAGACCAUCUUCAGUCUACAAUUAGGGGCAGAGAAAUCCAGGGGAAAAAACUAUAUUCGCUCAUUGCAACGCAAGACGGCGAAAUAAAACGCACAAUAACAGGUAUGGAGAGCCUGUUGGAUAACCCUAUGAAAGCUGUCCUCUACCUGAAAGAACUCACCACCAUCGUGCAGAACCAACAGAGUCUGAUACAGACGCAGAGGCAACGAAUCGACGAGCUCGAGAGGAAGGUUGAAGAGCUGAUCGGGGAGAACCGGCAGCUGAAGGAUCCCCACGCGACGCAUCACUACCACCACCAUCACCAUCACCCGUCCCAGCGGAGCGCGAGCCCGCAGCCGCCGGUCCUCCUGCAUCAGCAUCCGGCGAAUAAAACCGGGGCGCUUCCCGGUCACCCUCCGCACCAGCUUCAUUGCCUGCCGGCACAGCCGCAGCAUCCGCCUCAGACAGCCAGUCAUCAGCUGCAGCUCGUUCCCACCUCUCCUCCGUCUCCGCAGCCGGGCCACUCCAGCCCGGAGUCCGCCGAGGAGGACAAAAAGAGCCCGUGCUGCAAGUCUCUGGUUCCCCAGACGCCCACCACACUCUGCAGGUCGGUUGGACUCGCCAGGAAAGCCGAGAACCAGACCGUGCUGCACCAGUUCUGCUGUCCCGCUCCUGACGCACCUGAGGGGGAGUCCUCAAACUGUUCCACCAGUGACGCCCAGCAGCCUGGGUUCGAGGGGAACGCACAGGAUGCAGUGGAGGAGGAUGAGGAUGAUGAGGAGGAGGAGGAGGAGGUGGAGGAGGAAGGGGCGGGGGCCCGGGGGGGCGCGGGGCAGAAAGCCAGCCUGCACCACACCGCCUCUCCCGUGAGAGCAGAGAGGAGAGAGGGGCCCGCCACCUCCGACUACGAGCGCGCGCUCGACCUCAAAAACAAGCAGAUCGAAAUGUUAGAGCACAAGUACGGGGGUCACCUGACCUCCCGCCGCGCCGCCUGCAAGAUCCAGACGGCCUUCCGGCAGUACCAGCUCAGCCGGAACUUCGAGAAGAUCCGCAACUCGCUGCUGGAGAGCCGGCUGCCGCGGCGCAUCUCGCUGCGCAGGGUGCGCCUGCGCCACGGCGAGCUGGCGGAGGGCUGCGGCCUCGCCGGCGUCCCCCUGGUGCGCUCCCCGUCCCUGCCCGCCACCAUCGGCGGGACCCUGACCGACCUGGAGGACUCCUUCAACGAGCAGGUGCAGUCGCUGGCCAAGUCCAUCGACGACGCCCUCAGCAGCUGGAGCCUGAAGGCCAUGCAGUGCUCCGUGCAGGACGGCGGCGGCGGCGGCGGCACCUACCAGUUCACCGAGGCCUUCAGCGCGGGGUCCCCCGGGCCUACGGGGGGCGCCGGGGAGCCGGGGGCGGGUCCCGCCACCCUGCCGGCGGCGGCGGGGCAGGACGACGGGGCCGACGCCCUCUCGCGCAGCGCCAGCAAGCUGAUGAUGGCCUUCCGCGACGUGACGGUGCAGAUCGACAGCCACAACUUCCACAUGUCCUCCUCCGUCCUGGAGUCCACCUCCGUCUCCGUCGGCAACUGCCUCCAGCAGGACGGCCCCUGCGAGGACCCCAGAGAGGAGCCCCCCCCCCGAGGAGUGCGAGGUCCCCCAGGAGGAGGGGCCCCCGGAUCCCCCGGAACUGGAGCCCCUGGAGGCGGAGCCCGAGGUGGAGGCGGAGCCGGUGAUAGAGGUGGAGCCAGUGGUGGAGGCGGAGCGGAGGUGGAGGUGAAGCAGGAGGUGCUGGAGGCCAAGCGCAGCGAGUCGGACACGGCCGAUAACAGCUCGGAGCAGAUGAGCAGCAGCAGCACCUCCACCUCGGCCAAGUCGGCCUCAGAGGCCUCCUCCAAGGAGGCGCUGCAGGCCAUGAUCCUCAGCCUGCCCCGCUACCACUGCGAGAACCCGGCCAGCUGCAAGUCCCCCACCCUCUCCACCGACGUCAUGCGCAAGCGCCUGUACCGCAUCGGCCUCAACCUCUUCAACGUAAACCCGGACAAAGGCAUCCAGUUCCUCAUCUCCCGCGGCUUCAUCCCGGACACGCCCAUAGGCGUGGCCCACUUCCUGCUGCAGAGGAAGGGCCUGAGCCGACAGAUGAUUGGCGAGUUCCUCGGCAACAGCAAGAAGCAGUUCAACAGGGACGUCCUGGACUGCGUGGUGGACGAGAUGGACUUCUCCGGCAUGGAGCUGGACGAGGCUCUGCGCAAGUUCCAGGCACACAUCCGGGUCCAGGGCGAGGCCCAGAAGGUGGAGAGACUCAUCGAGGCCUUCAGCCAGCGCUAUUGCAUGUGCAACCCGGACGUGGUGCAGCAGUUUCACAACCCCGACACCAUCUUCAUCCUGGCCUUCGCCAUCAUCCUCCUCAACACGGACAUGUACAGCCCCAACAUCAAGCCGGACCGCAAGAUGAUGCUGGAGGACUUCAUCCGCAACCUGAGAGGGGUGGAUGACGGAGCGGACAUCCCGCGCGACAUGGUGGCGGGAAUCUACGAGCGCAUCCAGCUGCGGGAGCUGCGCUCCAACGAGGACCACGUCACCUACGUCACCAAGGUGGAGCAGUCCAUCAUGGGCAUGAAGACUGUUCUCUCUGUCCCCCACCGGAGGCUGGUCUGCUGCAGCCGGCUCUUCGAAGUGUCCGACGUCAACAAGCCUCAGAAGCAGGCCGCCCACCAGAGGGAAGUCUUCCUCUUCAAUGACCUCAUCGUGAUCCUGAAGCUGUGCCCCAAGAAGAAGAGCUCGGCCACCUACACCUUCUGCAAAGCCCUGGGCCUUCUGGGAAUGCAGUUUCACCUCUUUGAGAACGAAUAUUACCCUCACGGGAUCACCCUCGUGUCGCCCCUCUCCGGCUCGGACAAGAAGCAGGUGCUCAACUUCUGUGGCCAGAGCGCGGAGGAGCUGCUCAAGUUCGUGGAGGACCUGAAGGAGUCCAUCGCCGAGGUGUCCGAGAUGGAGCAGAUCCGCAUCGAGUGGGAGCUGGAGAAACAGCAGGGGGACAAGACUCACUCUUCCAAAAACAACAACGGCACGCAGCUGGACCUCCGAGGGACGCAAGCCUCCCCGCUGGGUAAGCUGGACCCGGACGAGAAGAGCGGGAAUAACAGCAUGGAGGUGUCAAUUCACAACAGGCUUCAAACGUACCAGCGCCGUGCGUCCCGGAUCCCCGAGACUGGAUCCCUCCCGGGCACCCUUCUUAACCACCGGGGGGCGCUCUACCAGCUGCAGCUCCAGCCCGGCGGGGGCACGCCGUCCCGCCAGCCCGGCCCCGUCGCCGUCGCCGACCUGCGCCCGGACACGCUCAUCCAGUGCCAGCAGAUCGUCAAGGUGAUCGUCCUGGACCAGGGCGGGCGCGGCCGCGUGGAGGCCUUCCUCAGCCGCACCCCCACCCACCAGCUCACCCGCUCGGCCGUCUCCACCCCCGCCCGUUCCUCGGAGGGGCGGGACCGGGAGGACGCGGGCUCCAAACCCCCCCUGCCUCCGCCGCCGCCCCCCUACAACCACCCCCAUCAGUACUGCCCCCCUCAGUCGCCCCAGCCCCUCCUCAGCCGACGGAGGUACUCCAGCGGCUCCCGCAGCCUGGUGUAAAUAGACCUUGACCUCUGACCUCCGACCUUUUAUAGACAAAAUACAUAUAUUAUAUACGGUACAUAUGUAUAUAUGCAGAGAAGAGUGAAAAAAUGAAAAAUUAUAAUUACAGUAUAUUUAAGAGAAAGUGGAUAUAAGCAAAAACAGAUACAAGCUUCCAGAGUUCUACUUAAUUCAUGUGUAUUUUAUGAAAGAUUAAGUAGUUUUAACCAAUUUAUAUAUAGCAUUGUGUGUUGGGUUACUCUUUGAUGCAGUUUGAUUUUUUCCUCAGUGAACUGGCAUUUGGACAAAGGCCAUCAAUACCCCUCCUCCUACCUUACGUUACCCAUCUGCAGGGUGGGUCCAGGCCUUUUGUAGCCCUUUGUUUGGUUCUUUAUCCUAAUCUUAUACAAUACUGGUGUGUGUGUGCUUGUGCAUGUGAGUAUGCGCGCACGUGCAUGAGUACGUGCGUGUGUGCGUGAGUGUGUAUGACACUGAAGAGACUCUUUAAGAAAAAGAUAAUAAUUGGCUAAACAAAGGCCAACCCUACAAAAUCAGAAAUUUUUCCGCAGCCCAAUUAAGUCAGUGGGAGAGACAUGUUUAUUCUUCAACAGCGUGUACUUUUAUUUUUUUAAAGAAGAGCCAUUCUAAUCUAGUCUAACUGAAACUAGCACCUCACUUUCUCAAUAUUCACUGUCACGGUUGUUUUUUUUUUUGUUUUGUUUUGUUUUUUUUGUUUUGUUUUUUUUUGUGUGGGGCUCAUUUUUCCUCCAUUUUGUUCUGGUCCACAGCUGCAGUGAUGGUCAGAUCACUAUGCUGGUAAACUGUCUGACGUGCUGCUUUCUGUUCAGAAUGGGAAACCACUGUAAACAACAGUUCGCUGUAGCGCAAAAAGCCUGUUCAAACCAGAGCAGUACUCUUGUGAUGCAUAUUGGUCUGCUAAGGAAGAUUAAAGUUGCAGGAUAUAGAGCCUCUUAUUAAAAUGAAAUUGUGGGUACUGUACGUGAGGUGUUUUUGCAAAUAUCCUGCGUUGGCAAAUGCUGCAUUACUGCUGACACAGUGACGUUUAAAACAGGUUGCUUAAUUUGACUUAAAGAGGUUGCUCUUAUCUGUUUGAAUAUUUUCCCUUCUUAUAUUAACAAUAUUGUUUUUAAUUAUUACUUUAUUUUUUACUAUGUAGUGUUGACCGCUUAUAAGCAUUGCACAGUAUGAAAAAAAUCUAAAAUUUUUGUAUAUACUGAAUAUACAUUUAAAAUGCGUACUGUACUGUACGAUACAGCAGACAGACUGACAUGUUUAUACACGCGAACAUCCUUUGCCUAUUUUAAAUAGUAUUGCUUCCAGUAAAUGUCCCCAAUCUUUUGCUAUUGCAAUAUGAAUAUUCUUGUCACUGCACUGCACAUUGUUGGUUUUGUGCAGAAUUUUUUCAUUUGAAAAAUCUUGUAUGUUAUUGUGUGGUAGGGCAACAGAAAUUAAAUUUGGAAUUGGUGCGAAGCCAGACUGUAUUGUUUUGGAGAUGUGCCACGUCCAUGUCAGAGGACAAAAAAAAUUACAGGAGGCAUUGUCAACUGUCGAUGUACCGCCCUGCAGACAUUUACACGAUCUCUGUCCGUCCCUCCAUUCCAAUACCUGCGGUGAUUGUGUUUCCUGUUCGGGCAGCUGUCCGAGAGCACUCAUAUUUCUGCUUCUUAUUCCGAGUGUGAUGAGAACUGAAAUGCAAUCUUAUUCAGCUGUGCUUCGGCGGAAGUGUUAUCGCUUUAUGUGGACAUAUUCAUUUGAGCUGUAGUGAUUUAUGACUUUUUUUUGCUGUCGGGGUUGACUGGUGGGUGCUGCCAUCCUGUCCAAAUGCAGCCGGUGCCCAAACCAGACGUUUAAUCUGCCUGAUCCAUCGGAAUCUUUCAUCGCCGAAAACCGCACCUGGCGUGACAAGCAAUUUGUUUUUGGACCGAGUGCGUUUCCUUCGUAUUACAUGUCCAGAAAUGAACUGCUAGUAGACAUGAGAAAUAUGUAUUUAUGAGCAUAAGCCAGUGCUCCAAAUGGAUUUGUCGGAUGUCAAAUCUGAAGUGAAGCAUAAAUAUGUAUGAAUUUCACCAAUGUCAGUUGCACACUGGAAAUGUUUUUGCAGAUGUUGAUUUCAUUUGUUUGUUUUGAAUGUCGCGUGUCCAGAUUCUCUGCUGAUUGGUUGGUUCGCACUGGAACACAAGCCGCAAAUCCCAUCAAUCCAAGGGCUACACAAUCCAAUAUGUCAGGAUUGUCCAGAGCUACUGCUGCGACCUGAAAAAUGGCCACCGGUGUGAUGUUCAGGAAAGUGCAGCAACAGCUGUUGUUUCCAUCGCCAUUUUAACAGCAAUAGCAUGUAUUCCAGUGUGAAUUGGUCAACGACAUUAUAUUACACAGGCGUCUUAAAUAGACGCCUCUGUGGUGAGCAGAAGCAUUCUGGGGUCCGUUUGUCAUGGAUGUAAGUUUCCCGGACUGUCACACAAAGACUUAUUUUUUUUUUUUUGUUUUUUAAAGAGCCUAUAUGAUAGUUUUUGUUUGUACCUGUGCAGAGUUGAGCUCUUCAGUUUACCCUGAGUGUGCUGGGGACUGACUGGGUGGUGCUCCUUGCCUGUCAGUGUGAUUUUGGUGUGUUCACCUGUGUGUGAACACCUGCGCAUGUUUUUGCCUAGUGGACCCAGGCUUUGAUCUGUCGUCUCUUUGGUAUUCUGUGACAUCCUGGCAGAAAUGUGAGCCCAUUAGGAAAUUAGUAAUGGUUCAGUCUGCCACACCUCUACUGAGAUGGUUCAGUCUGCUUCCCCUCCCGCUGCGAUGACCUCAUAGUGCCGACUCAGCUCAUUUUCCCUCUUCAUAAGAAAGAAACUUUUACUCUUGUUCUUGUGAACAAACGUUCUUUGACAGCGAAUGGAAAAGAUCAGACGUGACUCAGAUGUCGGAUUUGGCAUUUUAAUUGUUUUGAUGUUGAGGGAUACUGUGUUCUUGUCAGAGGCUUUCUCUCUUUUCUAGUCAUUAUUAAGUCCCACAAAAGGUUUUUCCCUCCCUUGAGAAAACAUAUCUUUAAAGUGGCAUCAAUCAACAAAAUUUUGUUUAAUCAGUAAUGACCCUUCUGUCAAAAAAUGGACAUAACACAGUUCAUCCAGCUACGGGGAGAAUAAUAAGCAUUUUGGUAAAUGAAUUGGCGUGUGGUGCAGACAUGCUUUUUUUCCGUGAUGACUGACCUGGCUCAAGGUUUUCAUGAUGUCAUUCUCUCCAGCUGCAUAACCACCUGGGCAUAUCAGGCGGAAUUGACAUCCUCGAGUGUUCCAUCAGUGUUGUGUCUGGAGGCACUGAUAGCGAGUUCACUUCCUAAAUCUCCACACCUUUCUGUUACCAUGGUUACCAAGUCACUGGGUAAAAUAAAGCGCAGAUUUAAGCGUCUGAUGCUUCCUGCUGCUCUCAUUACAGCAAAGCAGAGCCCGUCGCCCUGGAAAUGAGGUGACUUUUGUGAGAAGCAAAGCCUCUGUUGUCGUCGAACGACAAACAAAAUAUGUAUUGGAUUUUAAUAUUAGUGAAGUGAUAAAUAAAUAAAAAAGCCAGUGUUCAGAUGAAAGACAGAUUUUCUGUUUGGUUUCCCUCUGUGCUUUCAAAUGAGAAAUAUUUGCUGUAAAAAAUGAAGUGGACCCACCUUGAAUUAUUAAUCCAGGUGAUUCCAGACUCCAGCUCCCUCACUAUACAUGUAGCUCUUCCAUUCGCUUGAGUUGGUGAAGGUUGUUUGUUCUGAACCCGUGUUUACCCAUGGAAAUGUGCUUCGCUCGGUUUGCUUUUUAUCCAUCAGUACCUCUCUGUUAAUCCAGGUCUUCUCAAAUAUCCUACAUGAAUGUACUGAAGUGCGUUGUUUGUUGUUUUGCUUUCUCCUGCUUUUCCAGCAAUCUGUAAACUGUGUAUUUCUUCCUUGUUUUGAUUUCUGUUUGAAUCGUCUUAUGAUCAGUUUCACUCUGCUAUCCCCGGGACACUGUAUUGUUGCUGCUUAGCAACUUUGAUUAAUGUAGGCCUGUCGUUCUUGAUUUCAGCACAUCCUGCUGGCAAGGGGGGGGGGGGGGGGGGGGGGGGGGGGGGGGGGGUUGAUGUCUGACAGUUAUGGCCUGGAGUGGCUGAUUAAAAAUGGCCGUUUCAAAAUGAAAUGUCACACGCACGUGCCGUGCACUAUGAUCUGUGGACUGUGCGGUCUCUUCCCCCCCCCCCCCCCCCCACAGAAAUAUGGUUUUAAUUAUAAAAGUGAUAUUAAUGAGGGAUGCCUGUGACUAAUUUACACUGCUGAAAUGCAGACUGAUGCUGGAUGAGGUUAGUUUAUCAUGCAGUGUACACAUUAAAGCUGGCGCACGCUACACGGAUUGGCAUUCAGUUGUGCGUUACACUGAUUUGCUUGAUAGUGUUGGUAAUGUACGUUCGCCCUUGAAAUGCAGCGCAUGCAUUGAAUGACAAUUUCGAGCUCCAUUCUCUGUCCUGUGGCAGGCUGGCACUUAUUUAAUUUGAGAUAUGGUUAAUGCACGCUUUCUUUUUAAAAAAAGUCACUUGACCUUUUUAGGGAUUUAUAUGUUUCGGCUUGUGUUGAAAUUGAAGGAUCACAAUGACUGAUGCUUUCAGUGAAGGUCGGUAAGAUCAUUUCUGUCACAUGCUUCAAGAAAAGGCCGCUUCGUUUUAAGAGAUAUAUAUGUAUAUAGUAGUGUGGGCAAAGAAAAUGGGAAACGAAUAUGUAACAUUGCUUAAUAGCAUCAACGCUGUUUUUGUGCACUUCCAUCCUCUGUUGCCCUUUGCUGACGAUGACUUUCAUCACCUUCAUCAUCAGGAGAGAGCUGUCCAACCUGAGGUGUCUGGGCAACCGUAAACACCCCCCCCCCCUUUUCUCCAGACUCAUCUGCGAGUGUGUGCUGGACCUGACAUGGAUGUGGGGACCCUGGCUUAUAGGUUAGACUGCUUUGCAUAUUCGCCCGCCUCGGAACUGACCGUGUUUGUGAUGUCACAGUGGACCCAUCCUAUCAUUGCCACUUCCUGCCUGUUUAUGCUACGCUUUGCUUUCAGCCAAUUUGCAAAAAAAAAAAAAAAAAUGAAAAUUUGUAUUUAAAAAGAACCGAGAUAUCAAACAUGUAUUUAUCAAUAACCUUUUUUAAAAAACUUAAAAAAAAUAAAUAGAGGAAAGCUUUUUUUUUGAGAAUUUGCACAAAACAUUUUGGUUUAAUUUGUAUUAUAGAGGCUUAUAAAUGAGUUGUGUGUGUGCCAAUGUAUGUAUAAAUAUACUGUGUACAGAAAAAAAAGAAUCAACCUGUAUUUUGUUAUCCAACAGCAGAGCUCUACAUAUAUUCAGAUUAAUAUUGUAUAUUGAAGUAUCGGGACUGGAUAUCCAUUUAUCAAUAUACUAUACAAUGCUGGUAGGUGAUGACUUAUUGUAUCGCAGUUUUGUUUUUUUCUUUGUUUUAUUUCUUGGCAUGUGUUUUCUUGAUCCAUCUAUAAAGUGCAGAUAGGUAUUUCCUGAGGGUGAAAAGGGCUAUUGCUCCCAAGAAAACAGCUGUGCUCUGAGCAAGCACAGUCAUUUCUGUUCUCUUUAAAAUUUUUAAGACUUUUAAAAUCUGUGCUUUGCUAGGUAAAUUCCCACCGGUAGCCGCCUGUCCUCAAAAGAUUUCCGUUUCCCAGUCUGUUAGCUUUUUGCAUCCUUCAGAACACAUCUGCGGACAAAGGGGAACCAGACAGGAGCAGCUCGAAAAACACUUUCUAACGUACUUUAAGAAUAAGCAAUAUCACAUCAAGGCAGUUCCAGGAAGUGUUCAUGAGCACACUGAAACUGGGGCAGUGCUUGUGUUUGUAUUGGUACGGGAGGUAUUUAUUAUUUACUGUGGAUUAUAAUUAAAGAUUGGUCUCAGAGUGCUGUGGUAUUGAACACAAAAGUAAUUAUAUUUCUCCUUCUCUGUGAAAGACCCUCUAACGUAUGAUUAAAUCCUCAGGGGUAGGGGCUACUGUGGAGGGUGGCUAAAGAGAAAAAUGGUGUGCAAAAAAAAAAAGAAAGAAAAUUUGCGAUCGAUCAGUUUGUUAGCAGCACUGAGAGUUCAAAAGAAUGCUGGUACAACUGCACUAUGACAAGAAUACUGAACAGUUAGUGUUGAUUUUAAAAAGAACAACAACAAAACAAACAUUUUUUAAUCUCAUUUUCUUUUUGUGCCGAAUUGGAAAGCCCCAGUCAUAUGUAUGUGUGUCUGUGUGUGUGCGCGCGCGUGCGUGUGUGUGUGUGUGUGUGUGGUCGGUCCUGUACUGAAGCUGUAUCAUUCUCUGUCAGUUCAGAACAUUGCAGUCAAGCCCCAUGUCUCCUUGGAAACGUGUGUUACCAGCUGCAGAUGAUUUUAGUUUCCAUAGUUUUCAUGCUGCUAGCUUAGCUGCGUACUGCGCCAUUGUGCAACUCUACCUACAGUAUUCAGCUGCUGCUGCUGCUGCAGCCGGACUGUUGCCAGCCAAUCAGAGCAGUCCGGAAUCCAGAACACCUGCCAGCUGGAAAUUCGCCAUCUCCAGAGUGAUGUUGUUGACGGUUAUGUGUACCGCCCUGUAUAUAUACCAGGCUAUUGGUCACAGCUGGGCCUGAAAAACUCGAGGUUUGAUUCUGGAAUGUGGGACGUACUGUAGGCUGCAACCCCACUGGUCCUUUAGCUGAGUCAGUUUGUUAUUAGCACAGUACAUAUUUAGAAUUUAAUUAGCCACCUUGUGUUACAUUGUCUACGGUUUCCUUCUGACAGAUCAUCAAAAUGUACUUUUUUUCCCUCCCUUCAGCUGACAAAUUACUCCAUUUUCCCGUAUAUACGUGCACCUGUAUACCACAGACCCAGCUAUCCAGAGGUGAGAUGUCUCCUGACCCCGUAUAACCAUUAAUAGUCACACUUUUACCCAAGCUGUUCACAAACCAAGCCUCCAUGGACGUCUCAAUAAUGACUCCUCUUAAUGGAAUGGUCCUCGAAACACACAUUUGCUGUACAAUACAAGAGUCUUUAUUAUUAUUAUUUUUUUCUAUUUGAAAUCCCCUGCAUUCAGAUGUUUCACCCUGUCUCGCAGUACGCUUCUUGAAAUGAGAAGUUAAGUGAAAAAAUAAACUUUUUCCCCCUU